Messenger RNA from Castor canadensis (American beaver), 929 nucleotides. RefSeq names its product pancreatic and duodenal homeobox 1 (gene Pdx1). Gene Ontology annotation, biological process: regulation of transcription by RNA polymerase II; type B pancreatic cell differentiation. NCBI's taxonomy places the organism in Eukaryota, Metazoa, Chordata, Mammalia, Rodentia, Castoridae. Gene Ontology annotation, cellular component: nucleus. Gene Ontology annotation, molecular function: DNA-binding transcription factor activity, RNA polymerase II-specific; RNA polymerase II cis-regulatory region sequence-specific DNA binding. The record is from RefSeq and is a predicted model, not a curated record.
AUCAUGAAUGGCGAGGAGCAGUACUAUGCGGCCACACAGCUUUACAAGGAGCCCUGCGCGUUCCAGAGAGGACCCGUGCCUGAGUUCAGUACCAGCCCCCCUGCGUGCCUGUACAUGGGUCGCCAGCCUCCACUGCCACCACCACCCCAGUUCCCUGGAUCGAUGGGAGCGCUGGAGCAGGGAAGCCCUCAGGAUAUCUCCCCAUAUGAGGUGCCCCCACUCGCCGACGAUCCUGCAGUGGCGCACCUCCACCACCAUCUCCCUGCUCAGCUUGCGCUCCCCCACCCGCCCGCCGGGCCCUUCCCGGAUGGAAGGGAGCAGGGGGCCCUGGAAGAGCCCACCCGCGUUCAGCUACCUUUCCCGUGGAUGAAGUCCACCAAAGCUCACGCAUGGAAAGGCCAGUGGGCAGGCGGCGCGUACGCAGCGGAGCCGGAGGAGAACAAGCGGACGCGCACGGCCUAUACGCGCGCGCAGCUGCUGGAGCUGGAGAAGGAGUUCCUUUUCAACAAGUACAUCUCGCGGCCACGCCGGGUGGAGCUGGCGGUAAUGCUGAACUUGACCGAGAGACACAUCAAGAUCUGGUUCCAAAACCGCCGUAUGAAGUGGAAAAAGGAAGAGGACAAGAAGCGUGGCGGCGGGACUGCGACCGGGGGUGGCGGGGGCGUGGAGCCCGAGCAGGACUGCGUUGUGACCUCGGGAGAAGAGCUGUUGGCAUUGCCGCCGCCGCCACCUCCCGGAGGUGCAGUGCCACCUGGUGCCCCCGCUGCCGCCCGAGAGGGCCGCCUGCCGCCGGGCCUUAGCACGUCGCCGCAGUCCUCCAGCAUCGCGCCCCGGCGGCCGCAGGAACCCCGGUGAGAGGCCGGGGUUGCACCGGGCCCAGCAGGCUUCGACCACUCGCAGAGGACGGGGAGCGGGCCUAGGACCCCAGG